AUGACUAAAUUUCUCAUUCUCUUGCUAUUCAUUUCAUGCUUCAUUAUUGCCAAUUGUUUAGUUGAUUGCCAACUUCCACAAAUUUCCAUUCCAACUCCACAACAAUCAGGCGAUACUGUCCAACAAGAACAAUUACCACAAGUUUCCAUUCCAACCCCUCAACAAUCAGGUGAUACCGUCCAACAAGAACAAUUGCCACAAAUUUCCAUUCCUACACCACAACAAUCGGGUGAUACCGUCCAACCACCAUUCAAAGUAUUUGGUUCUCAUCAUAUAAUCAGACCAAUUAUUUCUCAUUUCAAACCUCAUCAUUCCCAACAUCAUACUAUUCUUCCUCACUUGAGAGGUUCUCCUCAUCCAAGUCAAACUUAA
Naegleria gruberi is the source of this 372-nucleotide messenger RNA. RefSeq lists its product as uncharacterized. NCBI's taxonomy places the organism in Eukaryota, Heterolobosea, Eutetramitea, Acrasida, Naegleriidae. The record is from RefSeq and is a predicted model, not a curated record. Bases 1 to 372 code for a protein of 123 amino acids. The transcript has a single exon.